AACCGGUAGAAGAAUAAAUCCGGAACUACGUCACCAGCUCAACACGUGAGCGGUCUUUCUCUCAGUUAGCCGUUAGCUUAGCAGCGCUCUGUUUAUUUGUCUUUAAUCCCGAGUAAAGAACACGAUGGCUGUCGCCGCUGUAACAUCAGGAGGGAGGAAGAGGCUCAUGAGGGAGGAGGACAUGACGAAAGUAGAGUUUGAGACCAGCGAGGAGGUGGAUGUGACGCCGACCUUCGACACGAUGGGGCUGCGGGAGGACCUCCUGAGAGGGGUCUACGCCUACGGUUUUGAGAAACCGUCAGCGAUUCAACAGAGAGCGAUCAAACAGAUCAUCAAGGGGAGAGACGUCAUCGCACAGUCCCAGUCAGGAACGGGAAAGACGGCCACCUUCUGUGUGUCGGUGCUGCAGUGUCUGGACAUCCAGGUGAGGGAGACGCAGGCUCUGAUCCUGGCUCCCACCCGAGAGCUGGCCGGGCAGAUCCAGAAGGUGCUGCUGGCUCUGGGAGACUACAUGAACGUGCAGUGCCACGCCUGCAUCGGGGGAACCAACGUGGGCGAAGACAUCCGCAAGCUGGACUACGGACAGCACGUGGUGUCGGGGACGCCAGGGCGCGUGUUCGACAUGAUCCGGCGCCGCAGCCUGAGGACUCGAGCCAUCAAGAUGCUGGUUCUGGACGAGGCGGACGAGAUGCUGAACAAAGGCUUCAAGGAGCAGAUCUACGAUGUGUACCGCUACCUGCCCCCCGCCACCCAGGUGUGUCUGAUCAGCGCCACGCUGCCCCACGAGAUCCUGGAGAUGACCAACAAGUUCAUGACCGACCCCAUCCGCAUCCUGGUGAAGCGUGAUGAGCUGACUCUGGAGGGCAUCAAGCAGUUCUUCGUGGCCGUGGAGAGAGAAGAGUGGAAGUUUGACACGCUGUGUGACCUGUACGACACUCUGACCAUCACUCAGGCCGUCAUCUUCUGCAACACCAAGAGAAAGGUUGAUUGGCUGACGGAGAAAAUGAGGGAGGCGAACUUCACCGUGUCCUCGAUGCAUGGAGACAUGCCUCAGAAAGAGAGAGAGUCCAUCAUGAAGGAGUUCAGAUCAGGAGCCAGUCGGGUCCUGAUCUCCACAGACGUCUGGGCUCGAGGUCUGGACGUUCCUCAGGUUUCUCUCAUCAUCAACUACGACCUGCCCAACAACAGAGAGCUCUACAUCCACAGGAUCGGUCGUUCGGGUCGUUACGGGCGUAAAGGUGUCGCCAUCAACUUCGUGAAGAACGACGACAUCCGGAUCCUGCGAGACAUCGAGCAGUAUUACAGCACGCAGAUCGACGAGAUGCCCAUGAACGUGGCCGACCUGAUCUAAUUGGACGAUGACGCCGAAGCCCCGCCCCUGACUUCCUGUUAUUUCCCGCUUGUUUUGUUUUUUAACUAGUUUUAGAGAUCGUCUUUAUUUACCCGUCGAGGUGAAGCAACUUGUUUUGUAAAUAAAGUUUUGAUUCCACGUCA
Trematomus bernacchii (emerald rockcod) is the source of this 1494-nucleotide messenger RNA. RefSeq names its product eukaryotic translation initiation factor 4A3 (gene eif4a3). Gene Ontology annotation, cellular component: nucleolus; catalytic step 2 spliceosome. Gene Ontology annotation, molecular function: RNA helicase activity; ATP binding; mRNA binding. Lineage: Eukaryota; Metazoa; Chordata; Actinopteri; Perciformes; Nototheniidae. Bases 125 to 1351 code for a protein of 408 amino acids. The transcript has 12 exons. The record is from RefSeq and is a predicted model, not a curated record.